AACUCUAGAAAAGAACUGCAAAGAACGUUAAGAAGCUGAGGCCGUGAGCGAGGUGAAAGUGGCAAAGGCCCGUAAGCGCCAGCAUUGAAGCGACUUAGCAACGUAGCAACAAUAAACGGAAUAUAACAGUUGCUAAGCAGCAAGCAUACACACGUAUAGGGGAGCAUUGUGUGGAGCUGUCAAACAGUUGAAUCCACAGCACACCACGUCAAGUGCACAGGAGCAACAGCUGUUGCUCACACACAAAGACACACACCCGCACAGACAUAUAUACAUAUACAAAAUGCCACACACACAAUCGCAAAGAUGGCUGUACAGCUGUGUGUUGGUGUGCAUGCUGCCCACACUGUGCCUGGGCUUACUGGAGGGUCUCUACUGCGGCAAGGAGAACUGCUACGAUGUGCUGGGCGUGACACGUGAAUCGUCCAAGUCGGAGAUAGGCAAAGCCUAUCGCCUGCUGGCCCGUAAGCAUCAUCCGGAUCUGCAUCGCGGCGAGGAGGCCAAAGCACUUGCCGAGGAACAGUUUAAGCUGGUGGCCACCGCCUACGAGAUACUCCGAGAUGAGGAAUCCCGCAACGAUUACGAUUACAUGCUGGACAAUCCGGACGCAUAUUAUGCCCAUUACUAUCGCUACUAUCGACGACGCGUGGCGCCCAAGGUGGAUGUACGUGUGGUAAUUGUAGUCACGCUGACCAUCAUCUCGGUGAUUCAGUACUAUUCGGGAUGGCAGCGAUACGAUGCGGCCAUCAAGUACUUUGCCACGGUGCCCAAAUAUCGCAACAAGGCACUGGACAUCGCCCGGGAUGAGAUCCAGGAGCGUAUACACAAUCGCAAGGGCAAGAAUCGAAAGAAUCUUUCCAAGACAGAGCAAAAAGAGGAACUGGAGCGUAUCAUACGCAAGGUCAUCGAGGAGAAGAUGGACGUCCAAGGCGGCUAUGCGAAGCCAACGCUCUGGGAUGUCCUCUGGGUGCAGUUGAUCAUCUGUCCCUACACCUUGUUCAACUUUAUUGUGUGGCAUGCUCAAUGGUUCUGGCGCUACACGAUCCUCAAGCAGGAGUACGGACGGGAGCAGCAGCUCUAUUUGAUAAGACGCCACAUGGGCAUGGGUCAGCAUCAGUUCAACUCGCUGGAGGACAAACAGAUUGAGGAGUAUCUGCAAUUGGAGCUGUGGCAACGGGACAACUUUGUCGCGUGGAAAGCCGAUCAGGAUGAGGAGAUGAAGAAGAAACUGGCGGAGAAUCCUCGCUAUAAGGCCUAUCGCCGUUAUAUGAAGAACCAUGGACCCGGUCGCAUUACUUUCGAGGAUUAGAGAGACGACACACCUGUUGAUGUUCAAGUUUUAUUGUUCCAUCUCGUCGCCAAAUGGCCUAAACUGUAAUUUAUUAUUUCAUCCUCCUCCUUUACUACCUACAUUUUUUUUAUAUACGAGUAUACAUACAUAUAUAUAUUUUUUACCAACUUUUUAUACAAAUGUUCAAUGUGUGUAGGGCAAUAGUUUAAAAAUAAAUUAUGUUAAUAAUUCUUUAAGCCAUCAAA
This is a messenger RNA of Drosophila innubila, 1536 nucleotides long. RefSeq names its product dnaJ homolog subfamily C member 25 homolog. The transcript has a single exon. NCBI's taxonomy places the organism in Eukaryota, Metazoa, Arthropoda, Insecta, Diptera, Drosophilidae. The coding region runs from base 284 to 1309 and encodes 341 amino acids. Gene Ontology annotation, cellular component: endoplasmic reticulum membrane. Gene Ontology annotation, biological process: protein folding. The record is from RefSeq and is a predicted model, not a curated record.